Messenger RNA from Penicillium expansum, 1617 nucleotides. Its product is annotated as histidine phosphatase family protein. The record is from RefSeq and is a predicted model, not a curated record. NCBI's taxonomy places the organism in Eukaryota, Fungi, Ascomycota, Eurotiomycetes, Eurotiales, Aspergillaceae. Bases 1 to 1617 code for a protein of 538 amino acids. Gene Ontology annotation, molecular function: acid phosphatase activity. The transcript is spliced from 2 exons.
AUGGUAGCUCUGGUUACUUCUGCAGCCGCAUUGCUUACCCUUGUGGGUGGCAGUGGUGCUCUGCCCGGCACUGGAAGCACAUCCAUGACUUCAAGCUCGACCGUCGCCGCUCCAACAGGAACAUCCUAUCAGUCCGGAUUUGACAUGAAGAAGAGCUGGGGCAAUCUCAGUCCGUACGCGGACGCACCCAGCUUCAACCUACCCAAGGGUUUCCCGCAAGGUUGUGAGCUGUUGCAAGUGCACAUCUUACACCGGCAUGGGCAACGCUACCCGACGGACAGUACCGUGGACGCGGGAUCAAUGGAAGCAUUUGCAUCUGCAUUGCAGAAUGCCUCGAGGAAACACCCUGGCACUAAGAUUGGUACCGGGCCGCUUGCCUUCUUAAACGAUUGGGACUAUCUCCUGGGCGUGGAGGACCUGCUCCCAACUGGCGCAGCCACAGAGGCGACCUCCGGCGCGAACUUCUGGAGUAAAUAUGGUCGUUUGCUGUAUGGUGCUUCCAUCGGAGAGGCAAACUGGAACAAAACACUGAAUGAGUUCCCGAAUGGCAAGCCUCGCCCUAAGCCUGUCUUCCGCACCACUUCUUAUCCUCGUAUACUCGAGAGUGCACGCUGGUGGCUGAGUGGCUUCUUUACCAACAUAGGAGCUAAUAGUUCCUAUCCACAGUAUGAACUCGUUAUUAUCCCCGAACAGUCGGGUUUCAAUAACACACUAUCGUCAACGGAUACAUGUACGAAGGGCCUAAUUACUGGGGCAUAUGCAGCUGCUGAAUUCAUUCCCGCAAUGAUUAAGACUGCCGCAACACGUUUUGCCCCCUUCUUACCAGAAGACUUUUUCUCGAAGUCAGCGGAAAUCGCCGCUGAAGAAGUUCUAGGCAUGUUCAACCUAUGUCCUUAUGAGUAUACCACGCUGGGCAGCUCAUCCUUCUGCUCACUGUUUACUGAGCAAGAAUGGCGCGACUUUGAAUACUACUUGGAUCUCCAAUACUACGACAUGUACGGAUUCGGCUCUCCAAGCGGCCGCGCCCAGGGCAUUGGCUAUGUGCAAGAGCUAGCGGCGCGGCUACAGCACAAGCUGAUUCAAAGCAGCGACAGCAGCAUCAACUCUACAUAUGACGACAACGAGAAAUAUUUCCCACUUGACCAGCCUCUCUUUAUGGAUAUGUCGCACGACGAUACGAUCAUCUCCGUCCUGACCGCGCUGGGGCUAGACUUCUUCAAGUAUAACCCAAAAAGAUUGCCUUCUACUGUCGCACAUGCUCCGAAGCGCCACUUCAAGCUGAAUGAAAUCACGCCCUUUGGAGCUCAUCUAGUUGCUGAGAUUUGGAACUGCCCCAAGAACACCUCCUUCGGCGAUCUUCAACCGCAGAUGUACAAGAAUCGGAAUAUGUCGUCCAGAUCUGACACGGAGAAAUACAUUCGCUUGGUGUUGAACAAUGCUCCCAUACCAUGGGAUGGUCUGUCAGCUUGCGAUGGGUCGGUCAAUGGAUUCUGCCCAGUGCAGAGUUUCAUCAGCCAGGUGCCCCAGCUUACGAAGCAGGCGAUGUUCCAGGAAGCCUGUUUCGGCUCCUAUAACACCAGCAUUCCUGUUAACAACGGGCAGCCGCCCUUGGAAUAG